AUAUAGAUCUAGUCUAAGUCUAGAUCUUUAAUCUAGCAAGAUUUAGAUAUCUUGAUCUCCAAGAUGUACGUUUGAUUUUAUGAACAGAUGUGAUGGAUAAAGUGACCACUGCUACACAUGGAAUCGAAAAAGGAAAUAGUUAAGAGUGAAUCAGAUGUGAUCACAAUGGAAGUGGACACAACCGAUGCGCUGGAAAUCAUUCUUGAAAAAGAUGAAAACACGUCCAAUAAAAUCACACGGCUGAAGGAUAAAAAUAAUGCAGAGGAUGUCUUGAGGGGAAGAGAGAAACAUACGACUCAAGAGAUCAAAGUAGAGAAAGAUGUUGAAAUCAAAGUAGAGAAAGAUGUUGAAAUCAAAGUUGAGAUAGAUGCUGAAAAUGAUUCAGAUAAAGUCACACCAGUCAGCGAUAAAAUUAAUACUCAUGAAACCAUCAGUCAGAAAGACAAAUUGGCUGUAGACCACGUCAAAAUAGAGAUGGAUUAUGAAAAUGCUUCAGAUGGCGUCAUAACGCAGGAGCAAUGUGCAUCAGGUGAUGUUUCUAGUGGGAAGGAUCAUAUUGCUGGAGAAGAAAUGAUUAUCGAAAUGCAGAAAACAAUGACAGAUCUGGAUAUUCUCAUUGAGUCGCUCAGAGACCAAGAGUUUAAUAUAGCUUUUGUCUACGAUCUCUACAAAAAUACUUACAGUUCGACAGAAACAGCUAAGAUUCUUAUGACCAUGUCUCCUUCAUAUAUAUAUUUGGCACCUGCUUGCCAUACAGUAAAAAACAUUGUCAAGCGAAUGAACACGUACUUAAAGAACAUUGACGGCAAUUGGACUAAAAUUUGUCAAUACUUGAGUGCGCCAUUCACAUUGCUUAAAAAAAAAAUUAAGUCACCAAAAGCCCUAACAGAAAGCCCCAAAAAAUGGUACUCUUGUGAGCUGCAAAGAUUGAUUUUGAAUAACCCUGAAAAAUCAGGAAUCGGAAAAUCUCCUACUUUAAAAUAUCUGAUUGAUACAUUUGGGGAUUGCUUAGACAGGUGUCGUAUUGGUCAUGUGCUCUUGAUCUACUACCUAGACAACUGUAAACCUCACGCCACAGCCAAACAUGUCAAAAUGGUUUUUAAAUUGAAAUCGUCAGUUACCAAAUAUCGCAUCGUCAAGCUAGUGGAGAACACUAUUAUCAAGCGCAAGGCAAGCCUUUAUAGAAAUCAAGAGUUUAGGGAAAUGUGUGCGCAGGUUUUUAGAAACAAUACAAAGCCAUUUUUAAACUUAACUGGGGCAGCUGUAAAUGAAGCUGAUGUGGGCUCGGGGUGCAGCUCCAGUAAGAGGUUUGCAAAAAAGUACAAGCGAGCGUCGAGGCGUCCAAACACUGUCCCUGGCGAAGCAUGUGACCAAGUGGAGAGGCUCAAAGAGCGGAUUAAGUUCAUAUCCCAGUCUCGUCACAGCGAGAAUGCAAAGCGAAAAGAGCUUCUAAACAAGCUCAGAAGUAAAUUACAGUCCGAUCCGCAAAACUUGCAACAAUUGCAAGAAACAGCAAAUAUAAAAAUGGCAAAAUUAAAUGCCCUAAGAAAGAAGCUCAAAAGUAUGGAUUUAAAGUCCAUGACAAAAAAGCUUGAGAAAAUGACUAAUUUGUACCUCAAAGAGAAAAGAAAGUGUCGGAAACUUACAGAAGAAAUGUCACAAGUUCCUUCUAUCCACCAAGCACUGGAAGAAAAGAAAGCAACCAUGGAACGUCUUCAAGCUGAGAAUAAUAGUCUGAAUGAUAAAGUUCGGGAUCUGGAAAUAGAGUGUCAGUAUUUAUCCCAAAAUCACAUUGAAAAGUAUCACUAGUGAAAAUGAAGACACUUGACCUAUUUAAAUGCUUGAACUAUUUCUUUUCUGCCAUAUUUUGUCAGUAUAUCUAGUUACUUGGCAUUUGUAAUAUAUGUUUGAAUUGGCAUUGAAGAACAUUUUUGUUACAAAAAAUUAUUAUAGCUCAUAUUUUUUUUUUACAAAAUUUUGCAUCUUUUUGCAAAUAAAAUAGCAACCAAUCUCAGACCCACCAGAAAAUCUAACCAAGUAUAUAUUUCUUUGUUACCAUUCUGUUUGGGCUUUUGAGAAUAUCAUAGACAUCCUGGGAUUUUGUGUCUGACUAAACAAUUUAUCUGUAUUUUCAAAAGUUUUGUCUUGUCUUGUGUUAUGAACUAUACAGGUCAGACCUGAAAAUAAAUUGACCCUUGUGUUAUUACAAUGCCAAAGAACAGACUACUUCAGGUAUUGCGUUACUAAUAUAAUUUUAAUUUUUUUUUUUUUUUUUUUUUUUUUUUUGGCAUUGGAGUAAAAUCUUGGACAUAUUUUUUUAAAAAUACAUUAUAUAAUCAAACUUUUAUCAUUUUUUUUUUUUAUUUGAAAGCAUUAUGUAAGUAAGUUUUUAUAUUUUGUAUGCAUUGCAUAAUUAAUUUUUAUUGAGUGUAAGAGACAUCUAAGAUGUGGCUGUGUUUAGGCUGGGUGCAAGAUACAUCUCAGAUGUAAAUCUCUUUACUGAAGCGGUAUUGUUUAGUGUUAGUAGUUCUAUUUUCUGACACAUUUAAUCAUGUUGAUUGUAAUUUUUUUGUUAAUGCCUUUUAACAUUUUCCCCAUGUAAGUUAUUGCAUUCAUAUUUGUUGAGACCUGUUUUAAAUUUAAAAAAAAAAAGAUUAUUGAACAAAUUAAAGAAAUUUGUUUGCACAAUCA
Messenger RNA from Biomphalaria glabrata, 2691 nucleotides. RefSeq lists its product as uncharacterized. The transcript has 3 exons. The record is from RefSeq and is a predicted model, not a curated record. Lineage: Eukaryota; Metazoa; Mollusca; Gastropoda; Planorbidae. The coding region runs from base 118 to 1809 and encodes 563 amino acids.